UACCAAUGAGGUGUUCAAGGCUCUGCCGUACAUGGUUAUCGGAUAAAAAAAGGAUAGCAGAAAGUUUCGGCUCAUGAAACUAUCAGAAUGAAUGGGACAACAUACUCCAAUUUUGACAAUCAAGAACACGUCUUGAAAUUAGGAGAGACGUUUGAGAAACACCCUAAAAGUGGCUACCAUACGGUGCGAUAUGACUUCAAGCCAGCCUCCAUCGAUACAUCAUGUGAAGGAGAGCUUGAAGUGGGCAAAGGAGAGCAAGUCACUAUUACUUUACCCAAUUUAGAGGGUUCAAGUGCUCCAGUGACGGUCUUCAAGGGGUCCAAGAGGCCGUAUAUGAAAGAAUGCAUCCUCAUUGUGAACCAUGACACAGGAGAGUACAGACUGGAGAAACUCAACAGCAAUAUAGCUGUGAAGAAGACCAGGGCUGAGGGCAGCAGUAAGAUCCAAGCUCGCAUGGAGCAGCAGACCAGUCGCCUGAAGGAGCAGCCGAAGAGCAGCAGCAGCAGCAGCAGCAGCGGCAGCAGCAGCAACAAAAUCUCCACCAGCUCCAAGAGUUCUCCUCCCAAAGAGAAGACCUCCCCGGCGUCUCCCAUGGAUGACAUCGAGAGAGAGUUGAUGGCGGAGGUGCGGGUCAUGGACCAGCUGAGCAGCGGCGACAGCUCCUCAGACUCCAACAGCUCCUCGUCCUCCAGCAGCGACGACAGCUCCAGCAACAGCGACUCUGAUGACGAGCGGACUUCUGCAGCACCUCCCCCCCCGGCUCCAGUUAACCCCAGCAUGCCCAGUAUGCCCAGCAUGCCCAGUAUGCCCAGUAUGCCCAGCAUGCCCAGUAUGCCCAUCAUCUCCACCAGCACCACGAACAACAGUCGCCCACAGGAGAGUGGAGGAGGACUCAUUAACACUCUCAGUAAGUACUCGGCAGCAAAACUAUAA
Notothenia coriiceps (black rockcod) is the source of this 933-nucleotide messenger RNA. RefSeq names its product ELL associated factor 2 (gene eaf2). The transcript is spliced from 5 exons. NCBI's taxonomy places the organism in Eukaryota, Metazoa, Chordata, Actinopteri, Perciformes, Nototheniidae. Bases 88 to 933 code for a protein of 281 amino acids. Gene Ontology annotation, molecular function: transcription elongation factor activity. The record is from RefSeq and is a predicted model, not a curated record. Gene Ontology annotation, cellular component: super elongation complex. Gene Ontology annotation, biological process: transcription elongation by RNA polymerase II.